Messenger RNA from Hordeum vulgare subsp. vulgare (domesticated barley), 697 nucleotides. Its product is annotated as zinc finger A20 and AN1 domain-containing stress-associated protein 12-like. Gene Ontology annotation, molecular function: DNA binding; zinc ion binding. The transcript has a single exon. The record is from RefSeq and is a predicted model, not a curated record. The coding region runs from base 91 to 567 and encodes 158 amino acids. Lineage: Eukaryota; Viridiplantae; Streptophyta; Magnoliopsida; Poales; Poaceae.
CGAGGACGAGGACAACCAAACCCGAGAUUCACAUAGGCGAACGCGAAGCGAUCGAUCGAUCCUCUUCUUCGAUCAGAUCGGUGCCGAUAGAUGGCGCACGGGGAGGAGCCGUCGACGCAGGCCGCCGCAGCGGCGUGCGCGAAGGGCUGCGGGUUCUACGGGAGCGCGGCGACCAAGAACAUGUGCUCCAAGUGCUACCUCGACCACCUCAAGGCCGCCGAUACGGCCGCCCCCGCCGUCGAAGGGAAGACGAAGAUCAAGGCCGACGUGGCCAACCUCGCCCUCAACCUCAAGACAUCGCUGAGCCUGCAGGACUCUGCCUCUGCCGCUGCCGCCGAGGCACCGGCGGCCGAGGCGCCGGCGAAGAAGGCGGGGCCAACCAGGUGCAUGGCGUGCAAGAAGAAGGUCGGGCUGCUGGGGUUCGCGUGCCGCUGCGGCGGCACCUUCUGCUCGCUGCACCGCUACGUGGACGGGCACGCGUGUGACUUCGACUACAAGAAGGUCGGCCGUGAGAAGAUCUCCCAGCAGAACCCUCUCGUUGCGCCGUCCAAGAUCGACAAGAUUUGAUGGCAGAAGGAGUUUAAAAACUUGCAGAGAGUUUUUCCUAGGGACAGUGUACCAGUGUACAUAGUUACUAUCUCUCCUCUUUAGAUCUUUCCCGUACGCACUAGCUUCUCAAGUUAAAGAGAGUCGAUGU